Pochonia chlamydosporia 170 is the source of this 819-nucleotide messenger RNA. RefSeq names its product acetyltransferase (GNAT) family domain-containing protein. The record is from RefSeq and is a predicted model, not a curated record. The transcript has a single exon. Lineage: Eukaryota; Fungi; Ascomycota; Sordariomycetes; Hypocreales; Clavicipitaceae. Gene Ontology annotation, molecular function: acyltransferase activity, transferring groups other than amino-acyl groups. The coding region runs from base 1 to 819 and encodes 272 amino acids.
AUGACUCCCAGCGGUAGCCUACUCCCCGAUGGGCAGGACAGCAUCUUUCGCCUUCGGGAAGCCAAUCCCAGUGACGCUCCGGCCAUGGCCCAAAUUUGCAUGGAAGCCUUUGCCUCUGGUCCCAUUGCCCGCGGCCUCCAUGGACAGACGGGUUUUAGCGAAGCAGGUCGAGCUUCCAUGCAAGCUGGCAUGGAAAGCGAUCUCAGGGCAGGUAACUCCAGCACAGUGAGAUACGUAGUAGCCGAGCUGGUGGACAAUUGCUCCAAUCCGGCUUCCAUGCCCUCCAAUACGUCUGGUGACCGGCCAUGCCAAACGCCCAGCACGUUGAUCGGCUUUGCAAAGUGGCUGUUCUACCCGGAUCCAGCAAAGUCCGCGCAGGGUCCCACGACUGUAUCGACUUCUUCUCUCGACGAGGGAUCAAACCUGGGUCUAGCACAGGCCUUUUUCGGAGGGUGCCACGAGCUUCGACAACGGUACAUUGAGCGUGAGGCGAGACGGCAUUGCAUUCUGACCAUUUUGGCUGUUAGUCCAACGAGACGAGGACUUGGUGCUGGCUCUGCUCUGGUGGGCUGGGGCACGGAUUUGGCGGACCGUGAGGGAUUGGACUGCUGGCUGACCAGCACUCCGGUAGGGUAUGGGGUGUAUCGAAGGGCUGGUUUUGGCGAUGUAGAUGUCUUGGACUUGGUUUUGGGGCGUUGGGGGCUGGGCAAGGUGGAUGGUGAGGAUUGGGGGGAGAUGUUGGCGGUGGAUGGAUUUGGUGGUGUUGGAGGAGGCUUGUAUCGUGUGGUGUUGAUGUGUAGGAGGGCGUUGAAUGGGUAG